This is a messenger RNA of Torulaspora globosa, 645 nucleotides long. RefSeq lists its product as uncharacterized. The coding region runs from base 1 to 645 and encodes 214 amino acids. The transcript has a single exon. NCBI's taxonomy places the organism in Eukaryota, Fungi, Ascomycota, Saccharomycetes, Saccharomycetales, Saccharomycetaceae. The record is from RefSeq and is a predicted model, not a curated record.
AUGAGUGCGAUGAUCGUCAGAAAGCCAGGUCACUUGUUCUUGGAGGAGCUGGAGAUCCCAUUCGAGGACGAGGGAGACUACGUGGUGGUUAAGCACGCUGCGCUUUUCGCCUCGACCGUGACCUCGAAGGUGUUGCAGUUCCCUAACGUGAAGUUCUUCAACGCUACCGCUGUGGAGGACUUGGUGACCAGACCUGCCGGCCCCAACGGCGAGCUCACCGUCGCCGGUGUGGUGACCAACUGGACGCUGGUGACCCAGGCCCACGACCUGCAGAGCUGUAUGGACCCUAAUGUCAUCGAACUUGCUGGUUACAAGAACGACGGCACCCGUGACGUGAGCAAGAAGCACGGUGUGAUCUUGUCCACCACCGGCCACGACGGUCCAUUCGGCGCUUUCUCCGCCAAGCGUAUCGUGUCGAUCGACAAGAACUCGCAGUUGAAGGGUAUGAAGGGUCUUGACAUGAACAACGCCGAGGCUGACGUGGUCAAGAACUCCGGUAAGUACAAGGCCGUCGACUCGAUGUACUUUGCCGGUAUGGAGGUCGCCGAGUUGGCUGGUUGCAACAGAAUGGGCCCAACUUUCGGCGCCAUGUUGGUCUCCGGUAUCAAGGCCGCCGAGGAGAUCUUGAAGCACUUUGCCGAGUAA